GUGGCUUUUGUACCUGAGAACUGAUGCAGUAAUAAUCUGCAUUGCUGGUGAGUUGCACAUGAUAAUAUAAGAAUUGUGCAAUGGAGGAUCCGUGACUGAUCUUGUGAAAGGAUUUCUGAAGAGAGGUGAAAGGAUGAAUGAACUUAUAAUUGCUUACAUUUUACAUGAAGCUCUGAUGGGACUUCAGCAUUUGCAUGAAAACAAAACCAUUCACCGUGAUAUUAAGGGAAAUAAUAUCCUUUUGACCACUGAAGGAGGGGUCAAGCUUGUGGAUUUUGGUGUGUCUGCUCAGCUGACGAGCACUCGCCUCCGUCGGAACACCUCCGUGGGCACCCCAUUCUGGAUGGCUCCAGAGGUGAUUGCCUGUGAGCAGCAGCUAGAUAGCUCCUAUGAUGCCAGAUGUGAUGCAUGGUCACUGGGUAUUACUGCAAUAGAGCUGGGAGAUGGAGAUCCACCCCUUGCUGAUUUGCACCCUAUGAGGGCACUCUUCAAAAUACCAAGGAAUCCUCCCCCAACACUACAGCAGCCUGAACUGUGGUCACCUGAAUUCAAUGACUUCAUUAAUAAGUGCUUGACUAAAGAUUAUGAGAAGCGCCCAACAGUAUCUAGUCUUUUGCAGCAUGAUUUUAUUAAGCAAAUUGAAGGAAAAGAAAACGUGCUACAAAGACAACUCAUGGAAUUUAUUGAUGUUCAUCAACAAAUGGGAGUCACUGAAAAGGCAAGAUUUGAACGUAUUCAUACAAAGAAAGGGAACUACAGUAAGUCACUGGUUUCAAACCAGGAAGAAGUAGAUGAUUUAGCAACCUUGGAGGUACUGGAUGAGAACACAGUAACAGAGCAGUUGCAGAAGGGUUAUGCCAAGGAUCAGAUCUACACAUAUGUUGGGGACAUUCUUAUUGCUGUCAAUCCAUUUCGGAACAUAGAUAUUUAUUCUUCACAGCAUUCCAAACUGUAUAUUGGAGCCAAGCGGACUGCCAACCCUCCUCAUAUUUUUGCUGUUGCUGACAUAGGUUAUCAGUCCAUGGUGACAUACAACUCUGACCAGUGUAUCGUUAUUUCUGGAGAAAGUGGAGCUGGCAAGACACAAAGUGCCCAUCUUCUGGUUCUGCCGCCCACUGUCCUGGGCAAGGCUAAUAACAGGACUCUACAGGAGAAGAUCCUCCAGGUGAAUAACCUCGUAGAAGCAUUUGGGAAUGCAGGCACUAUCAUCAAUGAUAACUCUAGCAGAUUUGGAAAGUAUUUGGAAAUGAAAUUCACCUGUGGUGGCACUGUAGUAGGAGCUCAGAUUUCAGAGUAUCUCCUUGAAAAAUCCAGAGUUGUCCACCAGGCAGUAGGAGAGAAAAAUUUCCAUAUUUUUUAUUAUAUUUAUGCUGGUCUGGCAGAAAAGAAAAAACUGGCACAUUAUAAACUGCCUGAACAUAGACCUCCCAGAUAUCUGCAAAACGAUCAUUUCAGAAUAGUACAAGAUUUCAUGAACAAUAGCUUUUAUAAGUCACAGUUUGAAUUAAUUGAACAGUGCUUCAAAGUCAUAGGUUUUACACUGGAGGAACUUGGAAGUGUGUACAGCAUCCUGGCUGCCAUUUUAAAUGUGGGUAACAUUGAAUUCUCUGCAGUAGUAUCAGAACAUAUGAUUGACAAGAGUAAUAUUUCCAAUCCAGUAGCCCUUGAGAAUUGUGCCUCCUUGCUGUGUAUUCAGGCAGAUGAACUGCAAGAGGCCCUCACCUCUCACUGUGUAGUGACUCGAGGAGAAACAAUUAUUCGUCCCAACACUGUGGAAAAAGCCACUGAUGUCAGAGAUGCCAUGGCCAAAGCACUGUAUGGGCGCCUCUUUAGCUGGAUAGUCAAUCGCAUCAAUACUUUACUCAAACCUGACAAACAUCUGAGUGGAAACGAUGAUGGUUUGAACAUUGGAAUUCUUGAUAUCUUUGGCUUUGAGAAUUUCAAAAAAAAUUCUUUUGAACAACUCUGUAUCAACAUUGCCAAUGAACAAAUUCAGUUCUACUUCAAUCAACAUGUCUUUGCCUGGGAGCAGAAUGAAUACCUGUAUGAAGGUGUUGAUGCAAGAGUUAUAGAAUAUGAGGACAACAGGCCCCUCCUGGAUAUGUUCCUGCAGAAACCAAUGGGUUUAUUGUCCCUGCUGGAUGAGGAAAGUCGAUUCCCACAAGCAACAGAUCAGACACUUGUAGAAAAAUUUGAAGACAAUUUGAAGUCAAAAUAUUUUUGGAGACCCAAAAGAGUAGAUCUAACCUUUGGGAUUUAUCAUUAUGCAGGAAAGGUUCUAUAUAAUGCAAGUGGAUUCCUAGCCAAAAAUAGAGAUACUCUGCCAGCUGAUAUUGUGCUGCUACUGCGAUCAUCUGAAAACAACCUGACGCGACAGCUGGUAACCCAUCCUCUUACAAAAACAGGUAACCUGGCACACACGAAAAGCAAAACUACAAUCAGUUACCAAAUGUGGACCCCCCAGAAAUCAAUGAGUCAUACAAAGAACGAAGCAGGAGAUACUGGGCAUCAUCCAAGAGAGACAACCAGCAUGAAAACACAGACAGUUGCUUCUUAUUUCAGAUAUUCUCUGAUGGAUUUGUUAUCCAAAAUGGUUGUCGGGCAGCCUCAUUUUGUCAGGUGCAUCAAGCCAAACAACGACCGGCAGGCAAACAAGUUUGAUAAAGAAAAAGUGUUGGUUCAGCUGCGUUACACAGGAAUUCUGGAGACAGCAAGAAUUCGAAGACAGGGUUACUCACACCGUAUACUGUUCGCUAACUUCAUAAAACGGUAUUACCUCAUCUGUUACAAAACAAAUGAUGAUCCUCCAGUCAGCCCAGAAACCUGUGCUGCCAUCUUGGAAAAAGCCCGCCUUGACAACUGGGUUCUUGGAAAAACUAAAGUAUUCCUCAAAUACUAUCACGUGGAGCAGCUAAAUUUAAUGCGGAAGGAGACGGUCGACAUGAUUAUUUUGAUUCAAGCUUAUGUCAGAGGGUGGCUGGGUUCAAGGAGAUACAAAAAGAUAAAGGAGCAAAGGGAAAAAAGUGCUAUUAAAAUACAAUCAGUUGCCAGAGGAUACUUACUCAGGAAGAAGAGAAAAGAACUAACUGAGGCAAGAAGCAAAGCAGCAAUAACAAUUCAGUCUCACUACAGGGGAUAUAAUGAGAGGAAGAUCUUCGAAAGGAAGAGGGAAUCACUUAGAAAGAAACAAACUGAAAAUGCAGCAUCCAUUAGUGAAAAAGAUGAAAAACUUCAAGAUAAUGAGGAAAGUCUAGCUGGAGUGAAGAGAACCCUUCCUAAAACAGAAGAAGAAGCAGCUGUCAUUGUUCAGAGCUAUUACAGAGACUAUAGGGUCUGUAAAAAAAUAAAUGAACAGCAGAAAAAUAUAGCAGAGGAAGAAUUAUCUGCAGUGGAAUUCCUUGAAGCACAACUGCAGCCAGCUCAAAAUGAUAUACUGGAAGAAGUAACAAAUGAGGAAACUCAAGAUGAAGCUGGUGUUAUUACUGACAGUGAGUGCUCUGGGUCCAGUGUCACAGUGAAUGCACAGGACCAACAGAAAACAUUUACUGAAGGAGAGGGAGCUUCUGUGAAGCAGAACCCUGCAGUAGAAAAUGUUGGUGAAGGUGAAGAGCAGGCCUGUUUGGAAGAGUUGUCCAACAAAUCUGUCAAAAUAGCAGCUGAACCUAGCCCCCAGCAAGAGCAAGAUAAUCGAGACAAACUCAGUGCAGAUGGGCAAAAUCAAGAAUCUGCUGUGGUCCAGCCCAGGACUGACAGGGAUGUGGAAAGAAACCACCUGAAACAUGAAGCCGUGAUGCCUACAGGAUAUAAAGGAAUUGUAAGAAAAGAGUCACUAAGAGGCUCAUGGAAGCAAGUUAAGGCAGAAAAACAAAGUUCUGAAGACCAAGAGAAGGCAGCAGUAGUUAUUCAGAGCACUUACCGGGGUUACAGAAGGAGGGGACAACUCAGAAAAGAAGGGAAACUACCUUGCAAAAGUCAAGAGAAAACUGUAAAGGAGCCAACAGAAGCAGUUACAGAGGCUGAAGACUCUAAGACACCAAAGGGAGACUCAGAGAAAGAGGCUUGUGACUUGGCAGCCUUUUCACGACAGAUAUCAAAAUUAUCUGAAGACUACUUAGCAUUGCAGCAAAAAUUGAAUGAAAUGAUACUGUCACAUCAGCUGAGACCCGUCAUGCUGCCCAAAGAUAAGCAAGCUAAUGGCCGACUUCCUUCUCAUCUUUGUCAGUCAGUUGCAGCCAAAGUAGAAGACUCUCGCCCAAUGAAAAGACCCCCAAGGAGGCCACGGAAGCCCAAGACAUUAAAUAAUCCAGAAGACUCCUCUUACUACACGCUAAUACAUAAAUCAAUACAAGACGAAAAACGGAAACCAAGAAAAGAAAGUCUGAGCAAAGUGCUAGAUUUAGAUAUCUACUACCAAGAAAUUUCAUCUACUGAUUCCACCUCAAAGGACAGCAGUUCUGCCACAAGAAAGAAGAGACACCCAGCUGAGCGCAGGACUUCGAUAUUAAGAGCUACUGAACGGUCGAGGGUUGCAGAAAGACCACUGGAAGAGAGUAAAACCGAAGAUAAUCCCUAUGACUACAGACGACUGCUGCGGAAGACCUCACAGCGCCGGCGCCUUAUCCAGCAGUUCUAG
Messenger RNA from Nestor notabilis (Kea), 4633 nucleotides. It is a transcript of the gene MYO3A, whose product is annotated as myosin IIIA. The annotation marks the transcript as partial. NCBI's taxonomy places the organism in Eukaryota, Metazoa, Chordata, Aves, Psittaciformes, Psittacidae. Gene Ontology annotation, cellular component: myosin complex. Gene Ontology annotation, molecular function: ATP binding; protein binding; protein kinase activity. The transcript is spliced from 33 exons. Gene Ontology annotation, biological process: protein phosphorylation. The record is from RefSeq and is a predicted model, not a curated record.